Molecule: messenger RNA, 1824 nt
Organism: Phialemonium atrogriseum
Lineage: Eukaryota; Fungi; Ascomycota; Sordariomycetes; Cephalothecales; Cephalothecaceae
Product: FYVE zinc finger-domain-containing protein
Exons: 3
Coding region: 1-1824 (607 amino acids)
Biological process (GO): protein ubiquitination
Molecular function (GO): metal ion binding
Source: RefSeq, a predicted model, not a curated record
AUGGCGACCCCAGGCCAUGAGGGUUCGCACACUCGGCGGCCCAUAGAGCUUAGCAGUGACUCCGAGUCUGAUGUUUCUGACGCUGAAUACGAUGAGGCUGGCCCAAGCAACGUUGCUUGCCAGUGGCGUACCGACCGGUUCAAUACCUACGAGUGCUCGCGAUACUUCGACUGCCCCUCUCACACGAUUGAGCGAGCCUUAUCCGAGAACCACGAGGACAUUCGAGACGGGGACAACGAUAUAGUAAUGAGCGAUGUGAGCAGGGAGGCCGACGAUGGGCCAGUAGUGGAGGACAGAAGUCCGUCUCCGCCACCGGCAGAAAGCCCAGCUGCGAGCGUACGACUAGAUGCUGCCUCCGGGACAGCUGGGAACCCAAUAGUCUUGCCCGACGGCGGCUCACCACCACGAAGGCGAGGCCCCCCGGUCGGUAGUCCAGUGGUGAUAGAGGACGACGAUGAGCAUGUCCUACGGGGGACAUCUCAAAACACGGGGGCCUCUAUGAUGCCCAGUGGCCCUUCUCCUAGGGGAGUUAUUCAUUCCGUGCCCCCGGGUCCGGCCAUCGGACCUGGGAUCGCGUCAACCAAUGUAAUGACGCCAUUGUCCACUCCGAGAAACACGGAGCCCAUGCCUCAGCCUCGGAGGAUUAUGCUGCCUCGCUGGCAGCCAGAUGCUGAGGUUACGUACUGCCCCAUAUGCCGUACGCAGUUCAGUAUCUUUAUUAGGAAACACCAUUGCAGGAAAUGUGGUCGUGUGGUCUGUAAUGCGUGCUCGCCGCACCGCAUCACCAUACCUUAUCAGUACAUUGUACAGCCGCCAGGAACACCCCAGGCACCGCCCCAGAGGCCUGUAUCCUCCCUCGCUAGGGAUGAAUGGAGUAGCGCCGACUUCAACUUCAACAGCCUUGGUGGCGGCGAGAGGGUUAGGCUGUGCAAUCCAUGCGUCCCAGAUCCGAACACGACUCCCCCGCAAACCCAAAAUCCGUCCGGAGAGAGGAGCCAUUCUAGAUCCCAAAGCGGUGCCAAUCAGCGACAUCCCAGCAGCACCGGCAGCAGCAGUGCCGCUUCUAAUAGAUGGAGCGCUUACUUUGCUGCCGCCCCAGCACCAGAUACUUAUACGAGGAGUAGAAGUGCCACCAUGUCUGGAAACACGGCUUCCUCCUCCUCUACCCGGCCGCCGAGCAAUCCCUACACGACGGCAUCCGCCUAUCAGCGCAUCCUAGCAGGCACGCCCCCAGCCUACUUCACUUCCCAGUCACCCGUGGCCCAGAGGCUCUACACCGAUCAGAGAGUGGCGUCCAGACAUCAGCCCUUGCUCGACCUCGGCGGUCCCGGCCCGUCUACCGCCGCCGCCGCCGCCGCCGCGCCAUCCUCGUCUUCCGCGCCGCAGGUGGACCGCAGUCUGCCCCCGAUCCCCCAACCUCGACACCAAAUCGCCGAGGAAGACGAGUGCCCUGUCUGCCACCGCGAACUCCCCGAGCGGACCCUCCCCAACUCUGAGGCCCUGCGCGAGGCGCACAUCACCAUCUGCAUCACCGCGCACAGCAGGUACAGCGGCACGCCGACAGGGUCGGGGUCCGCCGGCGCCGGAGAAGAGGCGUCCCCGCCGGCGGCGCCGAGGAGGACCGGAAUGUUCCCUUACGUGGCAACCGAGAAGGACUGCGUGGACUCGGCCGAGUGCACCAUCUGCCUCGAGGAGUUCGAGGUUGGCGUGCCAAUGGCGAGACUCGAGUGUCUCUGCCGGUUCCACCGGCAGUGCAUCGGUGCCUGGUGGCAAAGACAUCCUGGGCGGUGUCCUAUGCAUCAGCACGACAGCUUUGGGUAUUAG